AUAAGAGCCAUAACACAGAACCCUGCAGAUGGAUAAUUAAAUGCGUGAUGAUGUCAGGGCCACCGCCUUGCCUCUGUUACGGCCCCGCUGAGUAGGCAUGGGCCGGUUACCGGUUUCAAGGUACACGGCAUUUUGAAAAGGUGGCCGUUUCAAGACCGCAAUCAUUUUGCAGUCUUGUGUUAUGCGCAUUUUUUUGGUUGUUGUUGUCAGUGCAAGCAAAGUGACCGCGGUACCGCGGCCUGUUAGAGGAAGGAUAUCAUAUCGCAUAUCACGAGAGCACCAACAUCACUAUUUGACAAAAUAAAGGUAACGUAACGUUAUGAUGUUACGUCUUGAAAUGAAUGUUUUCAACCAGCUACUGGAGUUAGCGUGUCUAGAAUUGGUGAAAUAAAUACUAUAACUAGCUAACUAGCGUGGAUAACCUCAGUUUGUUUCCACAGAGCACACCUGCCUUUAAUUUGCAUGUGCUUGUGUAGAGUGUGUGGAUGGACAAAUAAAAUACCUGCACCUCUCUAAAGUAUUACAUAUUGGCAUUGAAUAGCAUAUAUGAAACAUAAAUGUGAUAAUAUCAUAAAUAAUUGGCCGCUACUUCACGGAAUUGAUUUAUUCCGGGAGUUUUCUGGAACAUAAACACGAGUUGACUGUCGUUCUGUUUUUAGAGUAAGUGGGUAAGUAGGACUCCACACAUUCUUCCUUACAACAAGCAGCAAAUUGAAUGCGAACAAUUCUGUUGUUUUGAACUUAAUACUUUGGAAGCGAAAGUAUGCAGCCUAGGGUUUUUUACCCCCCCCCCCCCCUUUCUCCUACGUCUACAAACAAACACCACUGUCUUAGCCCUCCUCCUCGACCGUGGGCCGUCACUGAUUGGCUCGUAGCCAGAUUCCGAGGCAGCGCUGCGGGUGACAAACACUUCCUCCUCGAGUCGCCGAGGCGGAGUCCGAGUCAGGAAGCGACUCUUAUUGCCUCCCUCUGACAGCGACCUCCACUCACUCGCUCACCUAGUUACACGGCGGAGCGCCGCUCGAACACGCAAACGCCGUCUUCCCAACACCUUAGCUCAUGAGAAAGACUACCUUCUCCAGCUUUAGAUGGUUAAAAAACCAGAGGAAAGCGGUGGUCACCACAGUGGACAAGAAGAUACCAAAUGGCAUCCUGGAGGAACAAGACGCGACGGUGGUCCUCCUGCCCCGAUCCGCUUCGGCCGCCAAGAACUACCCGCCGCUCGCCGUGGAGCACCUGGAGGACGAGUACAGGCUGCGCUCGGCUGACGACGGGAAACUUUUCCGGGAGGAGUACAACUCUCUGCCGGGGGGCCACGCCCAGGGGACGUACGAGGAGGCCAGCAAGGACAACAACAAGGACAAGAACAGAUAUCCCAACAUUCUUCCCUAUGAUCAUUCCAGGGUGGUGCUGACGCAGCUGGAAGGAAGUUCCGACUACGUCAACGCCUCGUACAUCGACGGUUUCACCGUUAAAAACAAAUUCAUAGCAGCACAAGGUCCAAAAGAGGACACGGUGGCCGAUUUCUGGAGGAUGAUUUGGGAGCAGAAGGUGUCGACAGUCGUCAUGCUGACCAACUUGAAGGAGAGGAAGGAAGACAAGUGUUACCAGUACUGGCCGGAUCAGGGCUGCUGGACCUACGGGAACGUGCGCGUGGCGGUGGAGGACUUCACCGUGCUGGUGGAUUACACCAUACGCAAGUUCUGCAUACAAUACCAAUCCAGCGACGCCGCCAAGACGCCGCGCCUGAUCACGCAGCUGCACUUCACCAGCUGGCCCGACUUCGGUGUGCCCUUCUCGCCCAUCGGCAUGCUCAAGUUCCUCAAGAAGGUCAAGGCGGUCAAUCCGCAGUUUGCGGGGCCCAUCGUGGUCCACUGCAGCGCUGGCGUGGGUCGGACCGGCACGUUCAUCGUGAUCGACGGCAUGAUCGACAUGAUGCACGCCGAGCAGAAAGUGGACGUGUUCGGCUUCGUCUCCAAGAUCCGAGAGCAGCGCUCGCAGCUCAUCCAGACGGACAUGCAGUACUCGUUCAUCUACCAGGCGCUGCUGGAGUACUACCUCUACGGAGACACGGAGCUGGACGUGUCGUCUCUGGAGGGACACCUGCACAAGCUGCACAACACCUUCAACAAGGGAGACCGCGUCGGCCUGGAGGAGGAGUUUAAGAAACUGACCAACAUGCGUAUCAUGAAGGAGAACAUGAGAACGGGGAACCUGCCCGCCAACAUGAAGAAGAACCGAGUUCUGCAGAUCAUUCCGUAUGACUUCAACAGAGUUAUUCUCUCCAUGAGGAGAGGUCAGGAGUUUACCGAUUACGUCAACGCAUCCUUUAUAGAUGUAAGCCCCUUCUAUGGGAUACCGACAGAAGGACUACUUCAUCGCCACGCAGGGCCCGCUGCAGCACACCGUGGAGGACUUCUGGAGGAUGGUGUGGGAGUGGAAGUGUCACUCCAUCGUCAUGCUCACCGAGCUCCAGGAGAGGGAGCAGGACAAGUGUUAUCAGUACUGGCCCGCGGAGGAGUCGCAAACGUACGGCGAUUACGGCGUGGAGAUGAAGGGCGACGCCUUGUGCGACACUUUCAGCCUGCGAGACUUGGUACUCACCUUCCUGCCGGAGAAGCAGACGCGCGUGAUCCGGCACUUCCACUUCCACGGCUGGCCCGAGGUGGGCAUCCCGGCCGAGGGGCGGGGCAUGAUCGACAUCAUCGCGGCGGUGCAGCGGCAGCAGCAGCAGUCGGGCAACCAUCCCAUCGCGGUGCACUGCAGCGCCGGCGCGGGGCGGACCGGUACGUUCGUUGCACUGAGCAACAUCUUGGAGCGCGUCAAGGCAGAAGGCCUGCUGGACGUCUUCCAAACUGUCAAGAGUUUACGCAUGCAGAGGCCGCACAUGGUCCAGACGGUGGAGCAGUACGACUUCUGUUACAGGGUGGUACAAGACUUUGUGGACAUUUUCUCCGACUAUGCCAACUUCAAAUGAGCCGAUUCUCUGCCUUAUCAACGUUGUGAUUGUCCUUUCUGUUUGACUCGUCGUUGUUUUUUUUCUAAAGCCGGUCGAUAAAUGAUCUAUUUUUUGCAAUGCACUUGUCCUAACAUCAACUAAACCUACGUCCCCCGCCUGUAUUAUAUAAAAAGAAUUGUACAUGAGUUAAAUAAAACAAAGUGGUAAUUUAUAUUUUGUGGUAUGUAUAAUAAUUGUCUCUUUAUUUCAUUUUUCUUGUUGUAUAAUAUUGUACUUUGGAAUGUUUAUGUCCAUGUAAUAUUUUUGAAAGUUGUAAAUGUAUUUAUGUACCGAAAGCCACACACAGUUUUUUUUUUUUUUUUUUUUUUUUCUUUUUUCUUUUCCCUUCUUCUCUCAUUUCUUGAUGACUGUGCGACGUGUUCGUGAAGUCCUCGAACGUUCCAUUAUGUACUUGCAAAAUGACACUUAAAUUGUCCUUUUGACACCGAGGGGGGGAAAAAAAGCACAUAAGUCAGCCUUUUACAGCCAAAAACUUCUCUUUUUUUUGGGGGGGUGCCAUACCCAUUUCAUUUUCUAUGAACCCUACUUUUAGUCAAGGCAGAAUUUAGAUUUGAACAAAAAUAGGAAAAACAAAACCAAAAACGUGAGACUGCAGUAAGAGUAACAGCACAGGAUUUCAAAAGUGAUCGAAACAAUACAACAUGUUUGGGUUGUCUCUUUGUAAAGCGUCUACAUGUCAAAUAACUCGAUGGCUGCAUUAAACAAAACUUUGUGAAUAAUUUCA
Molecule: messenger RNA, 3743 nt
Organism: Phycodurus eques (leafy seadragon)
Lineage: Eukaryota; Metazoa; Chordata; Actinopteri; Syngnathiformes; Syngnathidae
Gene: ptprea
Product: protein tyrosine phosphatase receptor type Ea
Exons: 18
Coding region: 1060-3006 (648 amino acids)
Biological process (GO): protein dephosphorylation
Molecular function (GO): protein tyrosine phosphatase activity
Source: RefSeq, a predicted model, not a curated record